AGCCCAGCCCGGCCACUGGGAGCCGACUGGGGCGGGCCGAGGGCGGGGCGUGCUCGGGAGACCAGGGACGCGCUCCUGACAGCACAAUUAGCCGCGCCAGGUCUCGGGUGCGCAAGGGCAGGGACCCCCUUGGUGUUGUCCCGAUGGGAAUGUGUUUUCCCUGCCCUGGGGAGUCCGCGCCUCCCUCGCCGAACCUGGAAGAGAAAAGAGCAAAGCUUGCAGAAGCUGCAGAGAGAAGACAAAAAGAGGCUGCAUCCCGGGGAAUAUUAGAUGUUCAAUCUGUGGAAGAAAAGAGAAAGAGAAAGGAAAAAAUAGAAAAACAAAUGGCUACAUCUGGGCCCCCACCAGCAGGAGGACUUAGAUGGACAGUCUCAUAAAGCUUACUACGAGUAAAGGAGUCUAAGGUUGCCAGGAAUUUACUAUCUACAAUCAAGUGGAUUCUUCAGCUUCAUUUCCUCUCUUUGAAUAAAUGAAGACUUACACUCUGUAAUGUUAGUGCCCUUAAAAGCAGUGCUAAAUCUAUGUUUAAUAUGUUGAAUUCUUUUUAUUCUAAAACUUAUAAAAUGGCUAAAUUUCUCAUCACGUACUUUACAGUCUGUAUUAGGUCUGCAAAUUGAAAGUGAGUUCCUUUAUUUUGAUAGUUAGAAAAUGAACAUAAAUGUUAAGUAUACAUAUGUGGCAUGUAAUAAUACUGCAUCCAUUGAUAAUAUUAAAAUUAGGAUUAUUUUUUCCUUCUUUAUAGAGCUACUUCUCGGUUGUACUGCUUUAUUUUUGAUUUUAUUUCAUUACAUUUGAAAAUUUUGCUUAAACUUACAGAAGUGGUGCCUUUAAACUGAUCAUCAGGGAAAAUUAUGAAACAUCUAUUUGAAGGGCUUAUGUAAAGGAAUGCUAUUAUGUUUUAUAACUAAGCCAUAUACAUUUAUAGGUAAAUUUUUAUUUUCUCCUAAUUUAUUUUCUGUUUGAAUAGCUUACAAAGUUAAUACAUUAUGUUCUUUAUUACAAUAAAGAGUAUUUGUGUGCCACAUUUAAAAUUUGUAUUAGUGGUACCAUCAGAGGGCAGUGAUGCACUAUUGUAUAAUGUCAGACUCAGGUCUGUGAGGACCUUUAAAGUAACUGAAUGAGUUAACAAAGAAUAUGUACAAGUUAUAGUAAGGGGUCAUUUGUCAAAUUUUCCUAAUUAUUUUAUUAUUUUAUAUUUAUUAAGGAAUAAUUAUAAAAUUUAUACAGAUGUAAAAUUGCCAAGGCAAGUAUGAAUGUAUGAAAGAAAUAUGCAGGUAUCAUAUUUUUAAAGGUAUAGUUAAAACAUAAGAAAGAGAUUCUCUAUAAUGCAUAGUGAUGAUUUUUUAGCUCUUGCUCAUUGGAAACAUAAUAGAAUGUUUCGUUUUUGUUUUUAAUAUAUAACAAGCUGAAAUAGAAGAACUGUAAUUAGCUAUGAUGAUUACUAACUCAUUUGUAUGGCAAGGCCACAUGCUAGGCCCUGUGCAAGAACCUGUAGCUAUUACAUGCCAGUAGGGACUGUAAGUUAAAGAGACCAACUCACUUGAUUUAUGAAAAGGAAACUGAGCCACUAAUUCUUCCUUCCCACAUGGUCGGUGUUAUAUUAAAGUGCGCUGUACA
This is a messenger RNA of Ochotona princeps (American pika), 1617 nucleotides long. It is a transcript of the gene SVIP, whose product is annotated as small VCP interacting protein. Gene Ontology annotation, biological process: negative regulation of VCP-NPL4-UFD1 AAA ATPase complex assembly; negative regulation of retrograde protein transport, ER to cytosol; positive regulation of autophagy. Gene Ontology annotation, cellular component: endoplasmic reticulum membrane. The coding region runs from base 144 to 377 and encodes 77 amino acids. The transcript has 4 exons. Lineage: Eukaryota; Metazoa; Chordata; Mammalia; Lagomorpha; Ochotonidae. The record is from RefSeq and is a predicted model, not a curated record.